CACACUGAACUGCCUCCUCUCCUCAACUCCACGUCCAGUUCAAUACGAUUAACUCUCAUUUCUCACAGAGACUUUGUUACAUUUGCUGGAUGAUUUAAGCCCUACAGACCCUCUCGAGGUUUUCAGUUGCACUACUCUGGAUAUAAACAUGUCGGGGAUGAAUUGUGAUAAGUUGCAUCGCUCCACCUUGGGGAUUUACUCGAGCUUGAUGGAUGAGUUCAACCCAAGCCUACAGAAACUGGUUUCACUGGGUAACAGCUACAUACACGCUUUCCAGGCUCUUGCUGUAACAAGUGAGGCCUACUUCAGUGCACUUUCAAAGAUUGGAGAAAGGGCUCUUCAUACCAUGUCCUCACACUCCCUAGGAGACGUCUUGAUUCAGAUCUCUAAGAACCAAAGAAUGCUGACGUCAGAGCUGGAGGGAGUAUUCCGCUGGUUCAGUGUGGAGGUUCUUCAGGAGAUGGACAAUAACAUUAGACUGGACAGAGAUUACAUAUCAGGCAGUAGGAAGCACUAUGAGAUGGAAGUCCACAGCCAGGCAGAAGCUGUGGAGAGACAGCUGAGGAGAGGAGCCAACCAGGAUUGUAAUGAGUAUGUGCAGUUUCUGAGGAAGAGCCAUGGCGAGGCUCUGAAGGAGGAGGAGAGACGACACCGUUUCCUGGCUGAGAAACACUGUGGCCUGAUACAAGCCAUCGCCCACCUUAUGAAUAAGACAGUAGGUUCUCUGCAGAAGAGAGCUGAUGCCUGGACAUAUGAAGUGAAUGCCACCAGAGGACCCGCGACAAAACGCGAGGACAAACAACCCGCUUCUGUGGAUUACUCUAUGGGGAUGAAGGAGGAGGAGAUCAAAAAGACCAGAGAGGAGCUGACCCUCGGCAAAAUACCAUCAAGGGCCCCGUCUCCCCAGGGAAGCAUUUACAGCUCUCGAGCAGAGUCAGUGGGAGGGGGUGGUGGUGGUGGGAGAUCCAUGAGGGCAUUGGUGGCCCAUCAGCCUGGUGGCUCCAACCCCACCCUGCUGCCCUUCUCCAGAGGAGAGAUGAUCACUGUGAUGAACCAACAGCCCAGGAACGGCUGGCUGUACGGACAUGCUGACAGCACUUCACGUCAGGGAUGGUUUCCAGCCUCCUAUGUGGAAGCAGUGGAUGAUCCCCCGAAGACAACCAGCUCUCGUAGCUCUACUCUCCGAAGCAGCAGCAGCAUGAGCAACCUGCUCGACCAACCAGGGAGCAGCAGCCAGAGUGGAGCCCCGCCCCCUCCGCCUCCACCUCCACCUCCAUCUUAUAAUAGACAGUCUGAUAUGCGACCAAUCACACCAACUCCUGACAGAAGGGAUGAGUUUAAUUCUGAAAACAAGAGAUCAAAACCACAUGGAUCACGACCAGAACUCUUCCCAAGGGGUACCAACCCAUUUGCCACAGUUAAGCUGAAGCCCACGACCACAGACGACAGAUCGACCCCACGUUUUAAUCGUUGAUGACAUCUUGACCCUUAAAACAUAUGCUUACGUUGAGCUUGACAGGUUCUUUUUGACCUUGGAAAGAGAAAUGUAUAUGGUUGAAAGUGAAUACGUGGACCUUGAGUGGAGGUUGUUUUGUCAACUGGUGUUUUCAUACCUCUGAAAAUACUCCAUAGCCAUAGUGUCCUUCUGCACCCAGCACUGGAGAAAGAGGACAAAACUUUUCAUAAAUAUUGCAGAAUUCUUUGGUUUGCACAAGGACUGUAGAUAUCUAUUUUUGUAGGUCUGAACCAACAACCAACAUCUAUUCAUGUUUUUUGUAGCCUCUUUUAUAAUUGGCUCUGGUUUUGUGAGAAUUAAUCACUGUAAUACAAAUCUGUUUAUGUAGCAUAAACUAAUACGUGCAUUGAUCUUACCUUGGCUUAAAUCAUCAUUCCUUUCCUGAAAUGUUUAGUUUAUUACUGAAGUUCAUGUGAAUGACUUAGAUAUAGGAAAUAAAUGAUUACUGUCUAUGAUGUGUAUAUAGUGUUGAACUGAUGCUAUAAAUCAAUCCUGAAGACAUGUUGGUGUGUAACAAAAUUGACUUUUUAUGUAAUUGUACCAGUUUACGUAACUUUCUGCAUCUUUUGUAGCUCAGGACUGGAUGCAUGAUGCCAUAUACUGUAUGUACAUUUUAUGUUUUUGGUUUUAAUUGCCAUUGUUGUCAUUUUCUCUACGUGGUCUACUGAAUUAUGUCCACUGAUAAAUAUUAAUUGCAUUACUAAUUUACUUUGGCUUGUUGAAAAUGUAACCUCUGACAGAUAAUGUAAUAUCUUAUAAAGAAUAGGAUAAAAUGUCUGAGCCAGAAAUGCAAUGAAAAAUGCAGCGCAUUCAUGGAUUAUGUAAUACCAUUUUUAUAGCAUCAUAUAAUUACUUUAACCAGUGUGUUUCACUUUAGUAGCAGGUGGCAUUUAUUUCUGCUGGUAUAAGGCUAAUAUGGAUCAAUAAUGCAACUAACAAGAAUAAAAAUUUAAAGUUAUUACAUAAUAAAAAUA
Messenger RNA from Morone saxatilis (striped sea-bass), 2490 nucleotides. RefSeq names its product BAR/IMD domain containing adaptor protein 2 like 2a (gene baiap2l2a). Gene Ontology annotation, cellular component: nucleoplasm; cytosol. Gene Ontology annotation, biological process: actin filament bundle assembly; plasma membrane organization; actin crosslink formation. The record is from RefSeq and is a predicted model, not a curated record. NCBI's taxonomy places the organism in Eukaryota, Metazoa, Chordata, Actinopteri, Moronidae. Bases 149 to 1474 code for a protein of 441 amino acids. The transcript is spliced from 14 exons. Gene Ontology annotation, molecular function: protein binding.